GUGAAAAAGGUUCAUUCCUGGGCCAGCAACUGUCUAGUAAUGAUUUCUGGAAGAAACAUAUUUUUGGAUGGAUUAUAAACCUUUCUAUAUAUUUUCAGCGUCCGGCAGCCGGAUUGUGUUGCCUGGGUUAGUGAGGGCUGACUCUGCUGCAGCGUUACUGUCGGAUGAAUGAACAGCGCGCUUGCACUCACAGCUGGUGCGCCAGCAGAGCGAGUCUUUACGCGCAAGGCAUCAUUGGCCGAGAACCCACGCGUGUCACAGAGAAGACGACGAACCAGUUAACAGCUUCAAACGAAGCAGUAAACUAGUGUCAGUGGGUCCCUUGCCUCGGCCAGUUGGUCUCACCGGCAGUUCCUCGAUCCGCGGACUGACUGGCCCGUUCUGUCCCGACUGGAGCUGUCCACGGCGCUGAACCAUGAACCAAAGCGCAGGAGCAGCGCAGCACAGUCGGCGGUACUCAGCCGACGGGAAGGACAUAGGACCUAUUGGACCAGAUAAAAACUGGAAGGGCAUUGGCAUCUCCCUGCUGGUUAUUGUGGUGGUGCUGUCACUCAUAGGACUGUCCAUUGUUCUGCUAUCAAAAGAUGAUGGUGGUAAACCCUUUGGUUCACAGUUGACACUGGAUGACCUCUGUCAAAGAAACUUCCAAAUACAUGAUCCUGAUGCAAAGUGGGUCAGCGAUGAGGAAAUCAUCUUUCGGAGCUGGGAUGGAGACAUUUUGAAAGUCAACACACACAGCAAUGAGACAGAACUCCUGCUGAAAAACACAACAUUUGCAACUUUUAAGGCCUCAAAGUUUGCAGUUUCUCCAGAUCUGAACUUUGUUCUUCUGGGAUAUGAUGUCAAGCAGGUCUACCAGCACUCUUUCUUGGCAUCAUACCUGAUCUACAACCUGUAUACAAGAGAGGUGCGGGAGCUGAAUCCUCCAGAGGUGUCAGAUUCAGUUCUCCAGUUUGCCUCAUGGGGCGUUCAUGGCCAGCAGCUGAUAUAUAUAUUUGAAAACAACAUUUAUUACCAAACGGAUGUUCAGAGCAGCUCGUGGAGGCUCACGUCUUCUGGACAGGAGGGGAUCAUCUUCAACGGCAUCACUGACUGGCUGUAUGAGGAGGAGGUGUUGCACACACAGGCAGCCCACUGGUGGUCACCUGAUGGCUCCAGACUGGCCUACCUCACCAUCAACGAUUCCCUGGUUCCUAACAUGCUCCUGCCCCGCUUCACAGGCGCUCUCUACCCCAGGGGGAAGGAGUACCCUUAUCCCAAGAUGGGACAAAUCAAUCCCACCAUCACACUCUAUGUCGUCAGUCUAGAUGGCAGCUCCCUAACAACUGAACUGAGACCUCCUCACAGUUUUCAAAAGAGUGAGUACUACAUCACCAUGGUGAAAUGGGUGAACCAGGAGAGGCUGUGUGUGCGUUGGGUGAAUCGAGCUCAAAACAUGUCACUUCUUUCACUGUGUGAUGUCACAACAGGUGAUUGCACAAAGAAGCACGUGAUGACAUCAGAGAAGUGGCUUGAUCGUCAGAAUGAGGAGCCAGUAUUUUCCAAGGAUUGCACAACAUUUUUUAUCACUAUGCCCUUAAAACACAGCAGCCAUGGGACAUUCAACCAUAUCACCAUGGUCUCCAACCAAUCUGAGGGUCAAGAGGUCAACUUCCGCCACCUGACCUCAGGAAGCUGGGAAGUCUCUCAAAUUCUGGCCUAUGAUGAGAGCACAGACUCAAUUUAUUUCCUAAGUACAGAAGAAGGCUCAACACAACGGCAAUUGUACAGAGUCUCCACUGUGGAUCCAUUUCAUAAAGAAUGCCUCACCUGCUCUCUCUUCAAAUCAAAGUGCACCUACUACGACGCUAUCCUCAGCCCAAACUAUCAACAUGUUCUUCUCAACUGCAGAGGUCCUGGAAUACCCCAAACUACUCUUCACAAACUAAGUGAUAUGAACAAGCACACGACUCUGGAAAGGAACACAGUAUUAAGACAUGCACUGAUAAACAGGACAAUACCCAAGUGGGAAAGAAGAACUGUACAAAUCAACAACAUUGCACUUCGUCUGGAGUUAAUUGUCCCAGUAGAUUUGGAUGAAACGAAGGAGCACCCACUUCUGCUGAUUCUUGGCAGCGCCCCUGGUGGCCAGGCUGUGAGUGACCGCUUCUCUCUCAGCUGGGACUCUGUGCUGGUCAGCUCAGACGGCGUCAUCGUGGCUCGUCUGGACGGCCGGGGCAGCGGCUUCCAGGGUCAGAGGAUCCUGCACGAGGUUCACCAGAGACUGGGAACCGUUGAUGUUCAGGACCAGAUCGCAGCUCUGGAGCACUUGGUCAGGCUACCCUAUAUCGAUGGCAACAAAGUUGGAGUUUAUGGAAAGGAGUAUGGAGGAUUUCUUUCCUCUCUGCUGCUCCUCUCCCACAGCUCUAUGUUCCAAUGUGGCAUUGCUGUAGCUCCUAUAACAAACUGGAGACUCUAUGGGUCAGCCUCCACUGAGAAAUACUUUGGCUUCCCAGCAAACGAGGAUCACAAAUAUCAAGUAAAUAUUUCCAGUCUGCUCAGUGACAUCACAGCACAGAGUCCUCUGAACUUUCUUAUUAUCCACGGCACAGCAGAUGCCACUGUUCAUUUCCAGCAUUCUGCUGAGUUGGUCAAACUGCUGUCUGCAUCAAAUGUUAACUACACUCUCCAGAUUUUCCCAGAUGAAGGACACGAUAUUGCCUCCGCCAAGAGCCAACACUACAUGCUAAACUCAGUGCUCACCUUCUUCAAGCGCUGCUUUGAGGAGGAGCAGGUUGUUGUCCCGCAGACAUCUAAAGACGAUGACUAGCCUGCAGAGCCUCCUGCAGUGAGACAGUUUUGUGAAGAAUGACGAGUGUAGCGAGUGCUGUCAUGAGCCAACAAAGAGAGGCUGUAUUUUGCUGAAGGGCUGCUAUCUGUAAAAGCACUCCAAGAGUGUUACAGUGUUAAAACCUACAGACCUACAGCAUGUAAGAUACAUAGCAUUACAUUUGUUAGGACCAGAGUUGUGAUGAUUAAGUUGAAUUGAAAAGAUGGUUGUAUUGUCGCUGUAUUCUAAUUCUUCAGAUUAUAAUUAUUGUUUGUAAUGUUUGUUAUCAUACUGAGUAUAAAUGUCAGGGAAUUAAAGAAACUUGUAUUUUUCCAUUAGAGUAUACAUUUUGCUGUAAUCUACUGUGAACAUUUCUAUCUACUGCAAACAAAACAAUUUAACUUAAUACCAACAUUUGGAAGAUCAUAUCACAAAACUAUUUUUGCAGGUGCCUUUACCUCAUUACAGUGGUCACUAUUUUCCAACCUUAGAGCUAACACAGUGUUGAUAGACUUACCAUAAUGUCUAAUUAGAUAAUGAAGAUUAAAUGUCAGCACUGAGGAUCACCAGAGCAUCUGCAUCAUCACUUGACCGACCAGAAGACUAAAAACAAUUACCAUAUGGUGGUUUAAUCACAUUCAGGUAACCAUUAUGUGAAACGUUAGCCCCAUUCGGACUGGAUUUAUUUCUCUAGGGGAGGUGGAGUGAUUUAAACUUUACCUGAGCAGGUCAGUGAUUUAAAUCCUGUCUGUAGCGUAUAUGUGGACAAUUUCUCACCCCCAUCUUAGUAAUACCAGCUGCAGUUACCUGCUGUUUAUCUCGCUGGUCCUUCUGUAAUUUAAAGCGACGUCCUUGUUUUUCAUACUGGAUCUGAGUUUUUCCGCGGGAAGAGAUGCUUGUCCCUCGUUAUUUCUGAAUCAACUCUGUGAAAUUUGACUUUUGUGUAAAAAUUGAUUAAGUCAAAAUGAUUUUGCUAAUCUGAUAGAUGGAAACAUGCUAACACCAACAUAUAGGCCUAUUUGUGAACCAAUAUAACAGCAGAAAAAAUUAAAGCCAUCGGGAGAGCAAGACCCACAUAAAAGCUAAUCAGAUGUGCUAUUGUGAUGUCAGCUACAGGUAUUAUAUGGCCUAUAUUUGUUUACAUUUUGGCAAAUUGACACCAUUAAAGUAUGCCAAAUGAGCUUUUAGCAGUACCUGUUUGCAGUGUACUCAUGGGUAUAGGCUACAGACACCUCUAACUGAAUUACUUUGAUGCUGAAGAAAACUUAAAAAUGUGAUAAUUCUCAGGCAAGUUCUGAAGCGUCUUUUUUUCUAUGAUUUCUGAUCAGAAUUCUGGUCGUUUAUUUGCGAUGGAUACUGAGUUAUGAGUCCAAAUGAGUCAAUUUUUGACUCAAAUUCACGUCACGCAGUAUAAUUGCCCCUGUGGACGCUUUUGGCUUUCUCUUUUUGCUUUGUCCUGCUGAAUGUUCAUGUCUACAGACCACAUCCUGUAAUUUUAAUGAUUAAUGUUAAUCUGGCAGAAAUAUAUGCUGGAUUGAAUAAAAUUCAUAUUACAGAAUAUUAUACUUUUAUUGAUCAGAAAAGUUAUUAUAUCAUUGAUUUCAGAGCAAUACGAUGAUACAUGUAGUCUUUUAUCUAGACUGUGAAGAAACUACAUUGCAGUAAUACUGAUUGGUAUCAUGUGAUACCUUUCAUGAUCAAGUCCACUCAGUACACAAUACAAUGGUAUUGGAUGUAGCAUACUAGAUUAUUCUCUGACCAUGAUCAUGUGCUGCUUACACUUAUGCACUGCAACUGAUUGUGUCAUAUAUACUGUGCAUUAUAGUUAUUAUGUUGACAGUAGACAUUUGUAUACUUGGGAAAAUGUUUAUGCUGAAAUAAAUUGUUAAACAAGA
This is a messenger RNA of Siniperca chuatsi (mandarin fish), 4704 nucleotides long. RefSeq names its product inactive dipeptidyl peptidase 10-like. Gene Ontology annotation, molecular function: serine-type peptidase activity; dipeptidyl-peptidase activity. Gene Ontology annotation, biological process: proteolysis. The transcript is spliced from 26 exons. The record is from RefSeq and is a predicted model, not a curated record. The coding region runs from base 416 to 2809 and encodes 797 amino acids. Lineage: Eukaryota; Metazoa; Chordata; Actinopteri; Centrarchiformes; Sinipercidae.